AUGUGUGCAGAGGACGUUGAGAAGCUCGUGAAUGACCGACUCCGAGACUUGAAGACCGGAGGAAACUUCGAGGAUUCACUACGUAAGGAGAUGGACCAGGUGAACUCUACGCCUUUCACCCUCGAUAUCGAGCAGGCUGUUCACCCGAAGCGAUUCUCGACACCCUCGUUCAUACACUUCAAAGGGGAUUCCGAUCCCGAGAGCCACUUAAAACACUUCAAAAGUGUUAUGAUCCUCCACCAGGCUGACGACGCGCUAAUGUGCAAAGUGUUUACAAUAACCUUGCGAGGAGCAGCCCAAGACUGGUUCCACACCCUACCAUCCAGGUCGAUCAGCAGCUUCAAGGAGCUAGCUUACGCCUUCACCAAGGAAUACACCUCUUACCGGACGAUCAAGAAGAACCCUGACCACUUGUACAACCUGCGCAAGAAGUCUGACGAAUCCCUUCGAGAUUACAUCAAGAGAUUCAAGGCGGAAAAGGCGAACAUUGUAGGAUGUGACGACCGAAUCGCGUCCUCCGCUUUCAAGAAAGGUCUUCCAGCUGAGCACGACUUGUACCGCGAGCUGACUAUCACUCCCAGCCAGACUCUGGCAGAGGUCUACGCGACUGCAGAACGCUACGCGCUCUGGGAUGACGAUCGAAUCGCCGCAAAGAAGUCUACAAAGCAGGAAGAUCAGCCGACUAAACGGGCAAGCCAAAGAGGCGACAACAGGAGCAAGGACAAGCGCAGGUCGCACCUACGAGAGGAGGCUACGGCAGGAGAGAACUAUACCAAGUUCACCAUCCCCAUACAUCAAAUCUUAGCCCAAGUGAAGAACAAACCUUGGGUAAGAAGACCACCACCAUUGAAAGGAGAUCCGGACAAGAGGGACACUAGCAAAUACUGUGCCUUCCAUGGAACGCACGAACACACACGAACAAGCUGCUUCGCUUGGAAAGCGCAUCUUGAAGAACUCGUGAGAGAAGGUCACUGCACAGAAUUCAUUGCGAAGCAGGCCAUCCAACGAAUUGAAGAUCGAGACACCGCCAAAGAGCUGCCUCAGAAGGUCAUAAGGAUUAACACCAUCCUAGCCGACUCCGAGGAGUCUGGGCUGACCAGCAAGGAAAAGAAGAGGAAGAUCAAACAGGCCACUGGGAUCUCCCAAGUCUCGACCGACCUUCCACUAGCAGAGGACGAUCCUGUGAUCGGCUUCCAAAAGAAAGAUCUGAUCGGCCUCGACAUGCCACAUAACGACGCCCUUGUCAUCAGCAUUCAAAUCGCUCAGGCCAUGGUCGACCGAAUCCAUGCAGACGAGGGCAGCGCAGCCAAUAUCCUGCAACUGACGGUCAUCCAACAGAUGGGCUUGGAGACAAAGAUCAACAAAUUAGCCAGAUCGCUGACUGGCUUUAAUGGUGCAACAACGGUUACCGUAGGCACGAUAGACCUCGACGUCUACUCCCCCCUGUAA
Prunus dulcis (almond) is the source of this 1449-nucleotide messenger RNA. RefSeq lists its product as uncharacterized. The transcript has a single exon. The record is from RefSeq and is a predicted model, not a curated record. The coding region runs from base 1 to 1449 and encodes 482 amino acids. Lineage: Eukaryota; Viridiplantae; Streptophyta; Magnoliopsida; Rosales; Rosaceae.